AUGCAUUUGCCAUUUGAACACACCGAGAGCUAUAUAUUUCUCCUCGACAUGGCUUCUUUUUGCUUCACCUUUUCUAUCAAACUGUUCAAAACCGAAGAACUUCAUACGAACUUUGUCGCAACCACAACAUUCAAAAACAAGAACACCAACAAGUACAAGCCUCAAGACAAGCAGUCUAAUGUUGUUGCCUCUGCAACACCAAUUUUCAAACCUUUGGUUGAAAUCAACCGCAAGCCAUCUCCUUUCAUUGAAGAAAGGAAAGUUACCACUUUCUUAUCAAUCCUUCCUCCUCCUUCAUUGACGGAAGUGUCGGCGAGGUCAUUACAGUACAAGAGUGGGUUCCUUGGACCAGCUAGGCGAAGGAAGCCGGUGGAUGCAGGGACGAGAGAUGGCAGAGAUGAGGCUCACGGAGCAAUGAGUUACUUGGUUGAGAUAUUAUCAUCUAAGGUUUAUGAUGUUGCUAUAGAGUCGCCAUUAGAGCAUGCUGCAAAGUUGUCUGAGAGGCUUGGUGUCCAACUUUGGCUCAAAAGAGAGGAUUUGCAACCUGUUUUCUCCUUCAAGCUGAGGGGAGCUUAUAGCAUGAUGGCCAAGCUUACUAAGAAACAGUUGGAAAAGGGAGUUGUUUGUUCAUCAGCAGGGAACCAUGCUCAAGGAGUUGCUUUAGCCGCCAAAAAACUAUGUUGUGAUGCAGUCAUUGUCAUGCCUAUGACUACUCCUGAAAUCAAAUGGAAGGCUGUCGAAAGUUUAGGUGCUACAGUUGUUCUCUUUGGGGAAUCCUAUGAUGAAGCACAGACAUAUGCGAAACAGCGAGCCGAAGACGAAGGCAGAAUAUUUGUACAUCCUUUUGAUCAUCCAGAUGUUAUAGCAGGGCAAGGGACUAUUGGGAUGGAGAUUUUGCGUCAAAUGCCAGAUUCAUUGCAUGCAAUAUUUGUCCCUGUUGGUGGUGGUGGGCUCAUAGCAGGAAUCGCAUCCUAUGUCAAGAAAGUUCGCCCUGAUGUCAAGGUUAUCGGGGUCGAGCCAUUUGAUGCAAAUGCUAUGGCACUUUCACUUCAUCAUGGGCAGAGAAUUGUGUUAGAUCAAGUGGGAAGGUUUGCAGAUGGUGUUGCUGUAAAAGCAGUUGGAGAGGAAACUUUUCGAUUGUGCAGAGAAUUGGUUGAUGGUGUGGUUCUUGUAAGCCGUGAUGCUAUAUGUGCAUCAAUAAAGGACAUGUUUGAGGAAAACAGGAGCAUACUUGAACCAGCAGGAGCACUUGCUAUUGCUGGAGCAGAGGCAUACUGCAAAUACUACGGACUAAAGGGUGAAAAUAUUGUGGCAAUAACUAGUGGGGCAAACAUGAACUUUGAUAGACUGAGGUUGGUGUCCCAAUUUGCUGACGUAGGUAGGCGAUGCGAGGCAAUCCUUGUGACAUUUGUGCCAGAGAAGUGUGGAAACUUCAUACAAUUCUGUAAACUGGUUUUUCCGAUGAAUAUCAUCGAGUUCAGAUACAGAUAUGACGCUAAAAAAGAACAAGCUGUCAUUCUUGUUAGCUUUGCUGCCAUUUACGAGCUCCACAAGUUGUUGGAGUGUAUGGAAUCUGCUAAUCUUCAAACUUUGAAUCUCACAGAGAAUGACCUAGUUAAAGACCACCCACAAAUUUUGGUGGGUGGUCGAUCAAAUGUUGAAAAUGAGGUUCUUUGUCGGUUUAUCGUUCCAGAGAGGCCGGGUGCUAUAUUGAAAUUCCUGGAGGUCUUGAGUCUCCAUUGGAAUAUUACGUUGAUACAUUACCGUGGUCAGGGUGAAAGCAGCGCAAAUGUACUGGUGGGAUUCCAGGUUGCUUACUCUCAGAUGGAUGAGUUCAAGGCAAUGGCAGAUAGUCUAGGGUAUAAUUACAAACUCGAGACAGACAAUGAGACCAAUGUAAUUUUGGAGUGCAAUAAUGUAUUCAUGCAAUUCACAAUUGGGUUUAAUUGCAUGGCGCGUGCUAUUCUCUCAAAGGGUGGGGAUGAUGCACUGCAUGCAUUCAUGUGGUUGCCAUUCACUAUAUUUCUAUAG
Molecule: messenger RNA, 2031 nt
Organism: Dovyalis caffra
Lineage: Eukaryota; Viridiplantae; Streptophyta; Magnoliopsida; Malpighiales; Salicaceae
Source: the annotation of a GenBank genome assembly